Helicoverpa armigera (cotton bollworm) is the source of this 3788-nucleotide messenger RNA. RefSeq names its product putative lipid scramblase CLPTM1. NCBI's taxonomy places the organism in Eukaryota, Metazoa, Arthropoda, Insecta, Lepidoptera, Noctuidae. Gene Ontology annotation, cellular component: endomembrane system; membrane. The coding region runs from base 184 to 2082 and encodes 632 amino acids. The record is from RefSeq and is a predicted model, not a curated record. The transcript has 3 exons.
GAAACUUAUUGUCAAUGCAUUUAAUGAAUAAUGAUACUGAAAUAAUUCAUUUCAUGAAAUUGAGAGAAAAUCCUACUUCAAUCUUAAUUUUCAUGUACAGAUAGAAACGGAAUGAGGAGAUUAAGUUUGUCUUGCAAAUGUUAAGAGCUGUAUAGAAUACCAAUCGAUACCUACAUAUUCACAAUGGCAGAAAGUGAUAAUCUCAUUCCUUCCAAUAAUCCCCCUGGCGAGGCCGCCACAGAAAACAGUGUUGUUGAAGCAAAUGGAUCUUCUGAAGAUGCUGUUGAUAUCAAUGCCCAGAUUGAUGAACAACGGCGCAGAAUGCAGCCUACAAAAAUGGAAUCAUUCUUUGCCAUCACAAAGUCAUUGAUAAUUAGAGCAUUAGUGGUUUAUUUUAUCACAUCCAUGUUCCGGCAACCAUCAGCACCUAAGACAGAUCUAAGCAACCCAACUGCUACACCUCGUGUCCCUGCCAUAAAUAUGUUUGCUAAUGGUACAGUAUUAGACAUGUAUUGUUAUGUAUCUGAAAGAGAAUUUUACUCAAACUUGGAUGAUUCAGACUUAAUUUGGAAACAUACUGGUAUUGUUUAUGGUGACUGGCAUGGAGGACCUAAUAAUGAUGGCACAUUCACCCACUCCACCAGUAUCACGCCUUCAGAUGCAUUAAAGAACAAUGGAUCAAUUUAUCUACAUGUAUUUCUGGUACAAUCUGGGAAAUCGCCUGAUCCAAAAAAUAAAAAUAAUUAUGGUGGACCUUAUAUUACCUAUGGGAAAAAGAUGCUCAAUAAGUAUAAAAAGUUAAGGUAUAUGAAGACCCAUAAUUUGCUGACUGGCCAAACCGAAAAAUCAGCUGAAGAAAUAAUCAAAGCUGAGACUCUGAAAGAAGAAAUAGUUUCUCACUGGCAUCCAAAUUUGACCAUAAAUUUGGUCACUGAUCAAACUAAUUGGAUGCAGGGAAGUGUUCCACCUCCAUUAGAUGAAUUCAUUUUCUUUUUACCAGAUGGAAAACAAUACAAGCCUGCUGUCUUCUUGAAUGAUUACUGGAAUAUGAUGCGUGAUUAUGUUCCAAUUAACAAAACUUCUGAGGUUCUCAACCUUGUGUUAACAUUCCAACCACUGAGCCUCUUUAAAUGGCAGCUGUAUACUGCUCAAGCCAUGAGGGACAAAUUAAGCAUGUUCUCUGCACUAGGGGCUGAAGAACAAGAUGAGGAACAGGAUACUGUGAAGGAAUUGCUGCUUGAUACAUCUCCAUACUUACUGGCACUUACCAUUAGUGUAUCUGUGUUACAUUCUAUAUUUGAGCUACUUGCCUUCAAAAAUGAUAUUCAGUUUUGGAAUAACAGGCAGUCACUUGAAGGUCUUUCAGUGAGAUCAGUAUUUUUCAAUGUUUUCCAGUCCACUGUGGUGUUGCUAUACGUACUUGACAAUGAAACAAAUGUCAUGGUCAGAAUAUCAUGCUUCAUUGGGCUACUCAUUGAAGUAUGGAAAAUCAAUAAAGUGAUGGAUGUAAAGAUAAACAGAGAGGACCGCAUAUUUGGGAUACCUAAACUGAGUUUUACUGACAAAGGAUCUUAUGUGGAAUCUAGCACAAAACAGUAUGAUAUGUUAGCCUUCCGCUAUCUCAGCUGGGCUUGCUUUCCUCUCUUGAUUGGAUAUGGCGUGUACUCCUUGUUAUAUCAAGAACACAAAGGAUGGUAUUCCUUCAUCUUAAACAUGAUGUAUGGAUAUUUAUUGACUUUUGGAUUCAUCAUGAUGACACCUCAGUUGUUCAUUAAUUACAAGUUGAAGUCAGUAGCCCAUCUGCCUUGGCGUAUGAUGACAUAUAAGUUCCUCAAUACUUUCAUAGAUGAUAUCUUUGCAUUUGUGAUCAAAAUGCCAACCAUGUAUCGUUUAGGCUGCUUUAGAGAUGACAUAGUGUUCUUCAUUUUCUUAUAUCAGCGUUGGAUCUACAAGGUUGACCACAAGCGUGUCAAUGAAUUUGGGUUCUCUGGUGAGAUGGAACAACAACAAAAACAAGUUAAGAAUGGCACUCCAGCUAUCACAGAAACAGAACAACAGUCUGGAGAUAAGAAGAAUGAUUAAUAUUCAGUUUGAAUUGUAUUUUAGGUAAAGUAUUCUUCAGGAAAAUCACUCUUUAUUACUUGUUUUGAAUAUUUAUACAAAUAUCAAACUCUACAUCUGUAUGCAAAUAGUAUACCAGUACAUAGUUAUGGACAACAUGUGGCAACUAAUGCCAGUAUAAACUCACAAUAUCUUUUCAAAGGUUUACUUUCCAAAUAAAAUACAAAUUCACUUUUAAAUUAAAUAGAAUGUCAGAAUAAGUAAUAACAAAAUAUUUAUAUUUUCCUCAUAAUUAUUUGAGGUUGCUUAUCAAAAUACCCGUUUAGAUAUUGGAUGGCAUGAUGUGAAACUUUGUUUGUGCAAAUAGGAAAAUACAUUUGAAUGUUAUAGUCAUUGUAGUAUGACAUUAUGUAUGGGAAAUCAAAAUUUUAUGUAUCCUAAGCCAGAAGCUUUUGAUAAUUAUAUAUAUUUGUGUAAGUAAUAAAAUACAAAUUAAGGUAUAUUCAGAUGGAAUUAAUUUUAAUUGUAUUUUCCUUUCUGAACAAUUUAUUCAUAUUAAAUUAAAUAAUCGAUUUUAUGUUUGGCUGAAUCAUUUUCACACCACAAUGCCAUUUCAUUGUGUGUUUCCUUGUUAAUUUUGGGCAGCGUUUUCUUGUAAGCAAUAAAUCGUUUGAGUGUCUUCAUUACAUCAAUAGACCGUUUUUAAUAUACUUAGGGCUGAUUUUUCAAUCGCCAGAUAACUUUUAUCUGAAGAAUAUGUUUGACGAUUUGACAGCUUUUGUAUGGAAAAUAUGUCAACCCGCCAUAUUUAUUCCUCAGAUAGAAGUUAACUGAGGAUUGAAAAAUCAGCCCUUAACUAAAUAAACUGUCAUUGCCUACUUUGGAAGAGCAGCAACAUACAAAAAAAAGUACCCAGUUACUUACGUAGGUCUUGAAUUAUUGAUCUAAGUUUUUCUCUCCAUUGAAUAUAGUUUCAUUGUUAUGUUAUUUAUAACUGUUCUAAAAUCAUUAGUGUCAUAAAAUUCGUUUUUUUUAAUGACCAGCGUCACUGUAAACAAGAGAACUAUUUGACGACAUAUAAGAGAUAAAAAGACAUGUUAUCUGUUAGAACUUACAAGUAUUUAUUAUUAUUUAAAUUUAAAUUAAAUGAAUUUGUAGAAUGUUAAGGUUGUGUGAUAUCAUGAUAUAUUUAAUAUCAUAUUUAUCUCGAUUCUUAUGUUACUUCUUUUAUAAUUAUUAAACAGUGUGUAUGUGUUAACAGAUAAUUAUAAAUUAGGAACAGAAUAAUAAUAAAAUAUCGGCACCUGUAAGUAUUAAAUUAAUUAGACUUGUUUUAAUACAACAACGUGAUUUUGUUCGCAUCAUGAGUCCGCGCUGUGUGCUCUAGAUAUACUGUUGACAGUGGAAUUACUUAUCAUGCUCCGAUAGUAGUGUCUUGUACCUUGAUGAAAUAUAUUUUCCUCUUAAUGCUUUUACUUACGAGUGCCGACCUACAUAGCUUACUCUGAAUUUAUAUUUGUCUUCAUAAUGAAAAUUGACUUUAUAAUAAUAUUAACAGUAUUUUUAUCAGUGUCCAUUCCGCAAGUUUUUCUUCCAAAUACUAUUAUUUAAAAAAAAAAAAACAAUUCAUUGUUUGGAGCACAAUAUUGUUUUAUUGCAUGACUAUUACACAUUUUAAUAUAAUAAUUAUAAUUUUAAAUAUCAAUAAAUUUGUUGUUUCAAAUGUA